Vicia villosa (hairy vetch) is the source of this 1666-nucleotide messenger RNA. Its product is annotated as WAT1-related protein At5g07050-like. Bases 121 to 1302 code for a protein of 393 amino acids. The record is from RefSeq and is a predicted model, not a curated record. Gene Ontology annotation, molecular function: transmembrane transporter activity. The transcript has 6 exons. Lineage: Eukaryota; Viridiplantae; Streptophyta; Magnoliopsida; Fabales; Fabaceae. Gene Ontology annotation, cellular component: plasma membrane.
AUACAAGGCAUAACGUUUUACACUCAAGAGACACAACACAUACACAUUCAAGUGUUCUUCUCUUCCUCUGUAUACAACUCUGUUGCUAGUUUUUGAAUACCAUAACUUAGUAUUAACAAAAUGGAAGGAGAUAAAUGUUGUUCAAGCUUAUUUCAAAGGUGCAAGCCAUACAUAGCUAUGAUUUCUCUUCAAUUUGGUUUUGCUGGUAUGAAUAUAAUAACAAAAGUAUCACUCAACCGCGGAAUGAGUCACUAUGUUCUUGUUGUUUAUAGACACGCUUUUGCUACCGCGGCUAUUGCACCUUUUGCUAUUGUUCUUGAGAGGAAGAUAAGGCCAAGGAUUACAUUUCUUAUGUUCAUACAAAUGUUCGUCUUGGGACUCCUCGGGCCUGUGAUUGAUCAGAAUCUAUACUAUGCUGGGUUGAAAUUCACUUCUCCAACAUACUCAUGUGCUAUUAGCAAUAUUCUCCCUGCAAUGACUUUUGUAAUGGCUGUUAUUUUCAGGAUGGAGAAAUUGGACAUGAGAAAAUUGAGAUGCCAAGUAAAGUUGAUUGGAACUAUAAUCACAGUUGGUGGGGCUAUGGUGAUGACAUUAUACAAAGGACAAGUUAUCAAUAUAUUGGGUUCUCAAUACAUGCAUCAUCCUAGAAAUUAUGCACCUGAAAACACUACUGAUUCUGGUGAAAAAGAUUGGGUCAAGGGUUCUAUUCUCCUCAUAGUAGCUACCUUUGCUUGGUCUUCUUUCUUCAUCCUUCAGGCUGUCACAUUAAGACAAUAUUCAGCACAGCUUUCACUGACAGCCAUAGUGUGUUUCUUGGGAACACUUCAAUCAAUUGCAGUUACAUUUGUUAUGGAAACUAAGCCAAAUGUUUGGAACAUUGGUUGGGACAUGAACCUAUUAGCCGCCGCAUAUGCUGGUAUAAUAUCAUCAGGUCUUACAUAUUAUGUACAAGGAAUUGUGAUGCAAAAGAAAGGACCUGUUUUUGUGACUGCUUUUAGUCCUUUGAUGAUGAUCAUUGUAGCUAUCAUGGGCACUUUCAUCCUUGCUGAAAAAUUAUACCUUGGAGGUGUUAUUGGAGCUAUUUUGAUCGUAAUUGGACUUUACUCAGUUCUAUGGGGCAAAAACAAAGAAAACAAAGAGAUUGAAGCAGAGACAAUAACAGAAGGAACAAAGUGUUGUGUUGAAAAUGGAGUGUUGGAAACAGUGAUUGAAGAAGGUGUUGAAAUAAAUGAUAUUGAAGUGCAAAAGGAUGAACCUGCUAAAGUUUUAAGGGUGACAAUUAUUAGUGCUCCAAAAGUUUAAACGUGUAGAUAUUAUUAUUAAGAGAAGAAUAACAAUAACAAAAAAGUGCUAUGAAAAAAGGGUCACGAAGAGUUGAGAAAUUGGGAGAGGUUUUUGUGAUGUGCAUCCUCAUCAUUAUCACUUUACUUUCUUUUUUUGGGAAAACUAAGCUAAUGCAUUUUUGGUGGCUGAUUAAGACCAUUUAGUGUGGACAGCAGGUGCAGAUAAUAAUCUGAGUUUUUAGGUUAAUUUGUAGAGUUAGUUAACAUUUGUUUUCCUGUUAAUUAGUUACUAGUUCUCAAUCCACUUCACUUUAUAAAUACUUGUAAUACUCUCUUCAUUUAGUACAACAAAAAUCAAUCCUACUUGUUUGCAUUACUUUCAA